UUGAAGAGACUUUUCCAGAUGAGAGGCUUCUAGCCAUUCAACACAGUUCAAAGAUGCCUUGGUAUGCAGAUCUUGCUAACUUUCUUGUGGGCAAAGUUGAACCUGCCGGGAUGUCUCGCCACAUGAUUAAGAGAUUGAAGUCUGAAGCCAAGCAUUACUUCUGGGAUGAUCCAUACCUAUUCAAAAUUUGUGCUGACCAAGUUGUGAGAAGAUGUGUACCUGAACAAGAAGGAUAGGAGAUUCUAAUGCAUUGUCAUGCUGGACCCACGGGAGGUCACUUCUCAGGAGAGAGGACUGCCAGGAAAGUUCUUGAUUGUGGAUUCUAUUGGCCCACCAUUUUUAAGGAUGCUCAUGCUUAUGCUUUAGCUUGUGAUCAGUGCCAGAGGACUGGGAACAUAUCCCGAAGAGAUGAAAUGCCACAACACUAUAUUUUGCCAUGUGAAGUGUUCGAUGUGUGGGGAAUUGAUUUCAUGGGCCCUUUCCCGAGUUCGAAAGGGAACAAGUUCAUAAUAGUUGCUGUUGAUUAUGUGUCCAAGUGGGUGGAGGCCCAAGCAUGUUCCACGAAUGACACAAGGGUGGUUGUCCGGUUCUUAAAGAAGUUAUUUGCACGAUUUGGUGUUCCCAGGAUCUUGAUCAGUGAUAGGGGCAGCCAUUUCAGAAGUGACGCUAUGGCCCGUAUCCUUCAGCGAUAUGGUGUUCAACACAGAAGCGGAGUGGGCUACCAUCCCCAGUCUCAAGGUCAGGUUGAAAAUUCAAAUAGAGAAAUCAAGGCAGUAUUGGAAAAGACAGUUGGUCGGUCAAGAAAGGACUGGGCUGAAAAGCUUGAUGAUGCUUUGUGGGCUAUUCGAACAUCAUAUAAGACUCCUGUUGGCACCACACCAUUCAGGUUGGUUUAUGGAAAAUCAUGCCAUCUUCCAGUGGAGGUCGAGCAUAAGGCAUUUUGGGCUCUGAAGAAUGUUGUAUUUGACCUUGAAGGGGCUGGAAAGGAGAGAUUUUAUCAGCUGAAUGAGCUUGAAGAGUGGCGUGCUAUGGCUUUCCACAACAACCAUUUGUAUAAGGAGCGAGUGAAGCAAUAUCAUGAUAGGCACAUCAAGCAAUCCCGCGAGUUUAGAGUUGGAGAUCAG
Molecule: messenger RNA, 1124 nt
Organism: Cuscuta epithymum
Lineage: Eukaryota; Viridiplantae; Streptophyta; Magnoliopsida; Solanales; Convolvulaceae
Source: the annotation of a GenBank genome assembly